GACGUCGCCAUAGCGGACCCGAGACCUUUCCCACGCACCGAGGCCCGGAGGCUGGGAAAGCGGCCGAGCCAGCUGUCCAGGAGCACUGCGCCCUCCCUGGGCUUCUCGGCGGUCUCCUGGGGCCUGGGGUCCCUUAUUAGGCGCCUCCUGGAUGCCUGCACUCGACUGGAGGAACCCACUUUCAACUGCGGGUGAACUAGACGUACAUGCGGGGAGGGGGCAGGGAGUCCACCAUCUCGGAGCAGACUACAAGUCCCAGCAGUCUCCGCGGCGGCGGCGGCGGGGAGGGGCACUUACCACAUGACGCCCUGCCACGUGCCGUGAUGUGUGCGGGCGGGCCCGAUGAGCCGCUACGUGCUGCCUCUGUCUGUAGCCGGGAGCCUCCUGGGGGCCGCUGUGCUUCUCCGGGACUCGGUCGUGGAGGGCGCUGCCCCAGCAAGGCCACCAUCCAUGGGAAGACGGUCAUCAUCACGGGGGCCAAUACUGGCAUUGGGAAGGAGACUGCCCGCGAGUUGGCCCGGAGGGGAGGCCGAGUCAUCCUGGCCUGUCGGGACUUAGCUAAGUGUGAGGCGGCUGCCAGGGAGAUCCGGGGGGACACUCUGAACCACCGCGUGGACGCCCGGCCCUUGGACCUGGCCUCUCUGAGCUCCGUCCGGGCCUUCGCCAAGCAGAUUGUGGAGGAGGAGGAGCGUGUGGACAUUCUUAUCAAUAAUGCCGCCGUGAUGCGGUGCCCCCACUGGACCACCGAGGAUGGCUUUGAGAUGCAGCUGGGCGUCAACCAUCUGGGCCACUUCCUGCUGACCAACCUGCUGCUGGAGAAGCUCCGGGCCUCGGGGGCCUCGCGGGUCAUCAGCGUGUCCUCGCUGGCCCACGCGGCCGGCCACGUGGACUUUGAGGACCUGAACUGGGAGCGGCGGCCCUACGAGCCCCGGGCCGCGUACUGCCAGAGCAAGCUGGCCCAGCUGCUGUUCACCCGCGAGCUGAGCCGGCGGCUGCAAGGGACGCGGGUCACCGCGAACUCGCUGCACCCCGGGGUGGCCAGCACCGAGCUGGGCAGACACACGGCCCUGCGGAACUCCGCCUUCUCCAGCACGGUCCUGGGCCCCUUCUUCUGGCUGCUGGUGAAGACGCCCAGCCUGGCCGCGCAGCCCAGCGUCUACCUGGCCGUGGCGCCGGAGCUCAGCGACGUCUCGGGCAAGUACUUCGACGCCUUCCGGGAGAAGCCGCCGGCCGCCCAGGCCCAGGACGACGAGGCGGCCCGGAAGCUCUGGGCCCACAGCGCCCGCCUGGUGGGGCUGGAGGAGGCCGCGGGGAGCAGCGGCGCUUAGAGAUCCCCCCGCCGCCCCCUCCUCACCUCAGCGGGCCCCGCCGUCCCCAGGGAAAGCCCAGAGGAAAGGCCACCCCAGUGUACAUCGCGGCCUGCUCCGGCCUCGGGACUCAGCCAGACCAGGGAGGCCUGGCCCCCCAAUCUCUGAGCCCCUCCUACCAGGACCCCCAAUCUCUGAGCCCCUCCGUCCAGACCCCCCAAUCUCUGAGCCCCUCCGUCCAGGCCCCCCAAUCUCUGAGCCCCUCCGUCCAGGCCCCCCAAUCUCUGAGCCCCUCCUACCAGGACCCCCAAUCUCUGAGCCCCUCCGUCCAGACCCCCCAAUCUCUGAGCCCCUCCGUCCAGGCCCCCCAAUCUCUGAGCCCCUCCGUCCAGGCCCCCCAAUCUCUGAGCCCCUCCUACCAGGACCCCCAAUCUCUGAGCCCCUCCAUCCAGGCCCCCCAAUCUCUGAGCCCCUCCGUCCAGGCCCCCCAAUCUCUGAGCCCCUCCGUCCAGACCCCCCAAUCUCUGAGCCCCUCCGUCCAGGCCCCCCAAUCUCUGAGCCCCUCCGUCCAGGCCCCCCAAUCUCUGAGCCCCUCCUACCAGGACCCCCAAUCUCUGAGCCCCUCCAUCCAGGCCCCCCAAUCUCUGAGCCCCUCCUACCAGGACCCCCAAUCUCUGAGCCCCUCCUACCAGGACCCCCAAUCUCUGAGCCCCUCCGUCCAGACCCCCCAAUCUCUGAGCCCCUCCGUCCAGGCCCCCCAAUCUCUGAGCCCCUCCGUCCAGACCCCCCAAUCUCUGAGCCCCUCCUACCAGGACCCCCAAUCUCUGAGCCCCUCCAUCCAGGCCCCCCAAUCUCUGAGCCCCUCCUGCAGGGCCCCUGGAACCCCAGUGUGUAUGUUCACAAGGAAAAGGCUGUGCUCAGCAAGGAUGGGAAAGUAAAGGGCUCGAGCCUGA
This is a messenger RNA of Monodelphis domestica (gray short-tailed opossum), 2260 nucleotides long. RefSeq names its product retinol dehydrogenase 13 (gene RDH13). Lineage: Eukaryota; Metazoa; Chordata; Mammalia; Didelphimorphia; Didelphidae. The record is from RefSeq and is a predicted model, not a curated record.